AUGGUUGACACACCUCCUACGUGGAAAGACAGAGCUGAAUCUUAUAAAAGAGCCGAAACAAAAUGGAACCGAAAAGCUUCCCCAGAUUUAGCCCUAAUUAGCGAGAUUUGUCGGGAAAGUUCGAUUCCCGCCUUAGAAGCAGGUUUAUUAGCCCUAGUACCACUAGCUCAGCACAAUCAACUUGGAGGUAAAGAGAAAGAUGUCUUAACUCUUCUCUUUAAACAGAUCAAUACGACUAAGCCGAGUAUGAAAGCUUCAAUUAAGAAGAUCUUUAACUAUUUAGCCCAAACAAAUGCCGAAUUACUAGUCCAGUUAAGUAUUAGCCCAAUUACAGGCAAGAACCCGAAAGUAGCCAGUGAGAGUCUUAAAGUCUUAGUAGAGUCACCAACUGAAGAGACUCUUCCUUAUCUUUUUGAGCAUAUUUUACCUUUAGCUGCUUAUCUCUUUGCCCAUGGCACAGGUAGUGUUAGAGAAGAAGCCACGCGUCUCUUCCAAAUUCUAGCCGAGAAGGACCCCGAACGAGUUGAUGAGGCCACCCAAAUGCUCCGACCGGUUCAAGUCAAAGAAAUCUUCCAACCUCGAGUUGUCCAAGCAACUACUGCGUCAUCUGCAGCAGCAACUACUACUGCGGCAUCUACAUCUACUAAUCCAACUACUACUACUGCAUCAUCUACCAAUCCAAUACCACCUCAAACCACCCCAACUACUACUACGUCAUCUACCAAUUCAAUUCCACCCCAAUCUAAUCCAACCACAACUACUACAUCUCAACCCAAUCCAAUCCCACCACAACCCAACUCAAUACCAUCUCAAUCCAAAUCUACUUUGGCGAGUAAACCCCAGAAGAUAAUACCACUACCUAAUAACUUCUUUGAACGGUUUACAGCUACAGAUUGGAAGGAGAGAUUAGUCAGUGAAGAACUAAGUGAUUUAUUAGGAGAUAAAGGUGAUAAGACUCUUUCUCCAGUUGAUACAGUUGCAGUUAUUGAUGCGGCUUUAAAAAGAGUUACAGAGAGCAACAUUAAGGUCUUUAUUGCCGUACUGAGUGUAAUUAGGAAGUGUUUGUCGAAGAGUGUUCCAGAAGGACUGGUUAAGGAGUUGAUUAAGAAGAUGGGUAAGCGGUUGAAGGAUAAAAAAGAACAAGUUUAUCAGGCAGUUGGUUUAGUGAUUAGUCGGGCCUUAGAGGUUUAUUUUGUAGCUAGUUUUGAUGAGGUAGUGUUGUUGUUAAAGACGGAAAAGUCAUCAAGAUCUCGUAUUUUGCCUAUCUUAAUUACUGCUUUAGAUAAUGUUCAAGAAAGUGAUAUUAGUCGUAGUGAAGUUCUUCCUUUGAUUAUUGAGUGCUGUAAUGAGUCUAGUCCAGAAACUCGUAAUUUAGCUGCUGCUGCUUUAGCCCUGAUCUUUUGUAAACGAGGUGAUCCUUCAUCCCUAGCGGAAAUAGAAGCAUUAGGAGUUGAACGGAUGGUAGCACAGAAGGCCUUAGCUCGAUUGGACGAACUAUUCCAACAAAAAGAAGCUGAGAUAACUCAGAUAGUAGAUUCACUUUGUGAAGAGAUCCGGAAUACUACUAUUACUCAGGACCAAGCACCUAGUCCAGCUAUUCCAGCUACACCGAUCAAAAUGCAUCCAGCUAAUAACAAUGAAAUUGAAUCAAGUCCUCUUAUCACUCGCGCCCAAACUCCAAUUGGAAUUGCUUCUACGCCUCUCAAUACAACGCAAUACCAAACUAAUUCUACUCCACCUAACUCCAGCCAUCCUAAUCACACUAUCCCACCAAAUUCAACCCACUCCAACCCAAUACUAACCCACUCCAACCCAAUACUAACCCAAGAAGCUCUCAAUAACUGUCCAGGACCUUAUAAUAACUCAAUUCCCUGUACUUCUAUUCUGGCCUUUAUUGAAUCGGGUUAUCUUAUUCCAGUAGAAAUAACAGAACUAGUGGAUAGAUUGGGCCGAGAUGCAAUGGCUGAUAUUCGUAUUAUAAGUAUUCUCCAACACGUUGGUAUUCCAGAAGGUGAGCUAAAACGAGUGGCAGAUAAACUAGCUACUCUGACUUGUGCUGAUGUACAAACUAAAGUGCAAAUAGAAGCUUUGCGAGCGCGAAUAGAACGAGCCUUAGGUGAACGCACUCUUUUUGAGGAGAAAUGCGCUCGAGCAGCUCUGAUGGAGAAACUUGCAACGGGUUUAGCCGUUAGUGAAGAGGAAAUCCUUAACGUACUGACUUCUUUAUCACGACGGUCACUUAUUCUGCGAGAAGAUGAAGCUAGACUAGUUAUUCAGGCGGCAGUCCAAGCUGAGUAUCGCCGGAUUCCCGAGAUAAUGGAGACUAUUUUUCCUCUAUCAAAAACCUUAUCUAUUUGUACUGAACUAGCUACUGAUAUGCCCGGGGCUCUAUCUUUCCUCUUAUCUCUAGUGGAGAAGUGCCAAGGUCUUUCUUAUGCUCCUAUUGAGAAGAGUCUCGCCCAGCCGGGCUUUAUUGCUCUUCUGGAGCGCAUUAAUACGCCAACGGCCUGGAAGAUCUUAGGACUAGUUAAAACAGGCUCAGUGCCACCAACGGCUUCGCCCUGUCCUAAAAGAUUCCGAGCAGCCCAGGAAGAUAUAGAUAUUAAUGGUUUACUUAAUGAUAUUAUAGAUCAAGAUACAGAGAAGGCUAAAUCAUCUUUAGAACGUUUAGAUCUAGCUACUACUGAUAAUUUAACUAGUUUAAUUGAAAGUGCCUCUACCUUGGUCAAUGUCUUACUUCUGCAAUUAAAUGAUGUUCUCUCCUCAGGAGUAAAUACGCAUCCUAGUACGGCAGUUAUUCUACGGAUUUUAAAACGAGUAGGGGCCAGUGAACGGUUCUUAGCCGCCCUUGAUGCAGGUACUUUACUUAGCUUAACUUCUGAUUAUAUCAUGAUUGUCACGGGACAGAUGCCACGAGGACUACCAGCACCAGAAAGUAUUCGUAAAGAGUGCGGUGAAUCUCUUAUCAAAAUAUGUACGACUGGUCCAUGUGCAGCUAUGUUCAAGAUCUAUAUGACUUUGCUUAGUAGUCGGUAUAAAGAAGAGAAAGUCCGUGAAGUUUUGGUCAAACUAGUUUGGAAGCACUCAAAGGUUUCUAUUGGGUUCUUAGGGGACAAGAAAAUAGUUACUUCGCUUAUUGCUAGUCUGAAUACUUUCUAUAGUACAGUUAAGGGUGAGGUAACUAGUGAUCCGUUGAUUUCUAAGGUUCUGCAUUUACAUCUGAUUGAGAUUCUUAAGUACUAUGGCGAGGAGUUCGUGCGGCUUUUCAAGGUUUCCGGUCCCGUUCUUACUCAAAUUCAAAGUCUAGCCGGAUAA
Nematocida homosporus is the source of this 3315-nucleotide messenger RNA. RefSeq lists its product as uncharacterized. The record is from RefSeq and is a predicted model, not a curated record. Bases 1 to 3315 code for a protein of 1104 amino acids. The transcript has a single exon. NCBI's taxonomy places the organism in Eukaryota, Fungi, Microsporidia. Gene Ontology annotation, molecular function: tubulin binding.